CUCAGAAGGGCUCUUUCCCGUCCGUCUGUUCUUCUGCGUGAUGGAUCUUCAAGGCAUUUGAUGCGCCAUGGCCAUUUCGUCCAGAUUCCCGUCAUCUCUCGCUCGUGUGCCGUCCCUUCCCAUCCCCAGCCGCCCGCCAACCAUUCGCAGGAGCCGCAGAUUCGCGUCUGCAGCAAUGGCAGCCAGUGCUGAGGGCCCACCUGUGGCAGCUGAAGCGGCUGCUCCGCCGGCGAUAUCUGUGCACAAGGGCUACAAGAUCCAGGCGUCCCUGUGCGUUGACCGGCUGCCCAUCGAGUACUCAGAGCCCAAGUACUGCAAAGAGUGGAGGGAAUUUCGAGAAGAGUGGGAGGAACGCACCGGUGAGUCAGCGGGCGGACCGAGCCUUUGUUUGUCUGUGCGCUCAUCUGUGUGUUGUGUGUGUUGUGUGACAUCAGGCACCAAGAUGUCCGUGCCGGACGAGGUGACGUUCAUGAGCUACCCCUUUCAGUUCCUGCUGACCGAGGAGGAGCAGAGGAAGCGGCGGGUCCUGGUGGAGAAGACUGGCGACGAGACCAUGUCAGAGCUCGAGUACCUGCUCUCACAGGCAAGUAACUAACACCGCCACCCCACACGCACCUGCAGGCAGUCAGGCAGGCAUCAUCGAGGCAGAGUGGACGACCCCCGUUGUCUGAAUGACCGCAGGAAGGCCUGUCGCUCAGCGCCCAGGCGCCCCGCAAGAGGAAGGCCAAGACCAAGGCAUUGGACGCCUCGGCUGACGAGGCGGCACGUGCCCGUGAGCUGGCGAGGGCGACGGUGCGGUCGCUUGAGAGGGAAGGGCUGCGGCACGUGUAUCUGGUGGUCAAGUAUGGCAGCAAGUGGAUGUUCCCUCUCACCGACAGACGGCCAAACGACACCAUGAGAGAUGUAUGUAUGUGAGGGAGUGAGUCACAGAGAGGGUCACAUUGUUCGCUGCCCUCUCUCCACGUGUAUGUUAUGUGUGUUGGUUCAUCCCUCUCCCUCUCUCUGUCAGACGUUGCGUCGUCUGUGCGCGGAGCAGCUGGGUGAAGGGUUCAGCCCCUGCUACGUGGGCAGGUGCCCCUUCACACACGACAAGCUCCACUACGGUCACGGCCAGCUGGGCAUCUUGGGCAGGAAGGUACAUAUACAAUGACAAACACCCAUAUUCAUGACAUGACAUUCACACAACAUUGCCCCUCAUUGCGUGUGUGCGUGUGUGGCGUGGUGUGCAGGUGUUUUACUACCGCGGCUAUCACGUGCCCGGGACGCCCAACGUGCAGCCGCCCCGCGACGGCCCCGUGGCCGACUACGCGUGGCUGACGAGGUCGGAGCUGCCCAAGUACCUGUCGGAGCACAAGAUGUAUGUGGCGCACCCUGGGCUGCCACUGGACUGACUGACCGACCAAUCGACCGGGGGCCUUUCCCCAAGGUGUGUGCUGUGUGCAGCCAGCCCGCUGUUUGUGUUUAGCGGUACUGCUCGAAGGCAUCGUGACAGAGACGAUGAAGUGUCUGUCAUUACACCUUCUAGCAGCCCGUCUGAACACAGAGAGUGGCGUGGCGCGCUGAGAAAAAAUGUGUAUGGCCAAGAAACCCUAACACUUGGACUGAUGGACGUGUCCCGUCUCUAUGUGAGUGUGAGAAUGUUUGUGCGUUUGGAGUGAGUGGGUUGGUGCGUCGUGUCGGCAAGCAAGGCCUAGGCGGGUGGGGGUGGUUAAUGCAGAGAGUGGUGUCGUUAGUUAGGCCUUUGUCGUCGUUAGCUGUGAGCCAGAGGAGACACAUCGACCGACUGACUUCAUUCGUCACAAAUUGGUCUUCCUCACAACGCACUCACUGUGCCGGCACACACUGCCAGCCAUUCGAAUUCAUCUGCGUAUGCCUCAUCUA
Messenger RNA from Vitrella brassicaformis, 1881 nucleotides. The record is from the annotation of a GenBank genome assembly. Lineage: Eukaryota; Vitrellaceae.